Saccharomycopsis crataegensis is the source of this 2340-nucleotide messenger RNA. RefSeq lists its product as uncharacterized. The transcript has a single exon. The record is from RefSeq and is a predicted model, not a curated record. Lineage: Eukaryota; Fungi; Ascomycota; Saccharomycetes; Ascoideales; Saccharomycopsidaceae. The coding region runs from base 1 to 2340 and encodes 779 amino acids.
AUGGCCGAUCAGAGUAAUAUUUUGACCCCAAAGCAGCACAAGGACAGCUCUAAUCCAUCCUUGAUUGAAACUGACGAUGGUUUCAGUUUGUCCUCAACUUACCUUGGCUCUCCCAGUUCUUCUUCCUUACUUAGUACAGAUGCCUACAGCUUCCUCACCCCAAGCACUGCUAAUUGUAAUGACCUUGGUUUUCUUGAUGAGUUUGGCGAUAGUGAAAAGCUCGGUAGAAAUGAAUCAUUUAUUUCUUUUAUUAAUGGCCCUCUGAUGUUGGAACAUGUUAAUUUGGGGAGAAACCUCGGUGGAUCUAGAAAACACGCAAAACGCACUAUUUCUAUGCCAUUGUUGAACAAGAAUCUCAAUUCCCCAGAUCCAGUUUCCAAAGCUGAGGUAUCUUCUAUAGAUCAUAGGCCAGAAGAAACUUUUUAUGAUGAUGAUAUUCUUAAUUUGAGUGCCAUUGAAAUUGAUGAAGCAUUUCAUGAAAGAUCCAGUUUUUCUAACCUUGAAGACAUUUUCGAAAAUGAUUCUGAUUCACAUUUAAGACAUUUUCAGAAGAUUAGAAAAUCAGUAUCUGCGCCAUUACUACGUAAAAAAAUCCCAACAAAGAUUGCUGAAAGAGGUGAAGAUAGUGGAGAUGAUGAGGUGAAAGUUUUAGAUAAUUGUGGUUUGGGAGGACUGGGACUGCAAAACAUUGGAGAUUGCGACACUGAUAGUGAAAUUCUCCUGAAUAAAGAAGUAUCAAUUGAUAAUGACAAUAUGACUAAAUCAGAAUCACCAUUUAAUCAUUCUCGAGGGCCCUCUAUUUCCUCUGUCGAUUCCUUGAACACAGUUUUCUCCAAUGAGGUCAAUAGUUUUUCCGAAUCUAGAGAGCAUACCCUUCCUCCAGUGAAAACUCCAAAAUCCCCAAAGUUCUCUCCGAAAAACUGCAAAUUCAUUGAUUUCUUUAAACAAUCAAGGAUUAAUGCUGAGAGAUAUACUUCCAUAUUGGAGUUGGCCACAGAGAGAAACCUUAAUCUAGAAGAAAUUGAAAAGUGCCUCGCAACUCUUUAUCAAACUGAAGAUAUAUAUUCUGUUAUUAAUAAUGGAGACAGAAGAAAAUACCAUAUUUUGAAAAGAUUGACGAUUCUAUGUUACUUGGUGGAACUUGGAAAAUUUCAGAAGGUUAAAGAUGGUGAUAAUUCAAAAACUUCUAGAACUUCUCGAAGAUUCACAGCUUCUAAAAAAACCUUAGCAAAUAAUCCAAUUGAUGAGCAGGAUUAUAAAAGAAUUCUAUAUCGAUUCCCAAUUCUUGAAACUUCAGAUGGUGUGAAUAUUCAAGUUCGAAGCUCUUGUGGUGUUGAACAUAUAUCAUCUGAGCCAAAUCAUAUAAACAAUUCUCAGGCAGAUGAGCUCCUCGAAUAUCUUCUUGAAGAUCCACAUUUCUUUUUAUCCUAUCUUCAAAACCUUAAAGAAUAUGAGAUCUAUAAAACCCUUUUAGUGAAAGAGUCAUCGGUUUCCAGAAAAGGCGACAAGUUCCAUAUUAAGCGCCCAUUGAAUUGUUUCAUGCUUUAUCGUGCUGCAAUGCUCCGCUGUGCUAUUGUGAUCGAAUUGUUUAGCAAAGUUGAUGAGUUAAUUAAUCAUUACUUCCUCAGUUUUCUCAAGUCAUGCUUCAAUAGGGGGGCGGAUCAUCUCAUUGUGGAUAGUUCUGCAAUAUUAGACCUUAUUGAGCUUGACCUCAUUACUCUUAUACAAAAAGCGAGCGAGAGCACAAAAACACCCACAUCCGCAUCCUCCUCAUCCUCUUCUUCCUCUUCUUCCUCUUCAGCCAGCAUACUUAUAACUUCUUCAAUUGCCUCCUCUUUGCACAAAUUUUUCGCUUCCCAAACCCAAUUAACACAUUCAACUUCUUUGAAGUCAUUCAUUAGUUUUUAUCACGCCAACCAAGUAUCACGCCAUCAAUACCUUCAGAAAUUCACUUCUCAGGCAUCCAAGUCAAAUUCCAGCUUGAAUGCACUUAAAGCAACGAGAUUGAACCAUGCCAUGAUGUGCCAUACUAUUGCAUUAUGCUGGUUGACCGAGGAUUCAAAAAUCAAGGCCAAAUUCGCCACUUUUGGCAAAAUUGAAAAUGAUGUUCAUAAAGAGGUUCAUCCAAAUUAUAAGUACCGUCCAACUAAGUUUCCAUCCAAUAAAUCCCAAACUAAGGGGGACAAUAAUAUUCCAACUAAAUCGAAAAGCAUCAGAAUUCCUUUAUCAAAGAAAGUUAAAACCAAAGACGUUGAUCUGCCAGAAAAGAAUAAAGAAAAACCAAAAAGCUCUUUGACUUUAAAAUUGAAUAUUAAUGUUAAAAAACGGAACAGAAAAUAG